Molecule: messenger RNA, 3298 nt
Organism: Hermetia illucens (black soldier fly)
Lineage: Eukaryota; Metazoa; Arthropoda; Insecta; Diptera; Stratiomyidae
Gene: SPR
Product: sex peptide receptor
Exons: 7
Coding region: 1164-2420 (418 amino acids)
Biological process (GO): G protein-coupled receptor signaling pathway
Cellular component (GO): membrane
Molecular function (GO): G protein-coupled peptide receptor activity
Source: RefSeq, a predicted model, not a curated record
CGUUAGGUAGCCGGCAAGUGAAAGGAAGGCUUUUCUCUGUUAUCUUGAGCCACCAUUUGGCAGUAUUUCACUUGCGAGUGAGCCUGAAGGCUGCAGUCGUGGUAGUGAAUAGAUUUUCCGAAGCCGGCUCAUUUUUGAUUUCAGUUUAUCGGAAUUAUUCACGCGAUCAAGACACUCUCCCUUGAAUCGUAUUCAAGUUGCUGCAAUUAGUGGAAAGUGUUCGUGAAAAUCUUUUUGGGGGAAAAAAUAGACUUGGUGGCAUUCCGCGGCAGCUCGUUGUUUGGAGCGAUUUGAAAUGUGUGCAGUUUCCUUUUAUUAUGUGAUAAUGGUUCGGUGAGUGGAAAAUGCUGAGAGUUUCCCUUUGAAGCGUUGUUGCAUACUAACUGUGCAUUCCGACAAUUCGAUAGUGGGUGUAUGAUAGUGUCAUUUGUGCAGUUGCAUUCUGAGUGAAGUACGAGUAGUGUGACAGUUGGUUUAAAGCAGAUGGAGUGGUUUACGCCUCGUGACUGAAUUGUUCUCUGACGAAGGUCCAUACAUGAAAUCUGAAUCUGGCUUUUAAUUUCUGCGAAGGUGUCUACUUAAGGCGAUAAUUUUAUUCACAGACAGGGACCUUUUGUCGCUUGGGGGUAAUAAAAAGUGCUUCCGAGUUGGCAGAGCAUAAGGAAUGAGAUGACAGCAUCUCGUCGAAGCAGAAGAGAAUUCGUCAGCCAUGAAAGUGAAAAGGUUGUUUAAUUGCACAAAAGACCUUCAAGUGUUAUGAUGCCAGAGAACAUGAACAUCACACUUAGCAGACUAAAAGAUAGAACAACCUAGAUUUCAGGCAGAUAGAUGGUAGUUGAAUCUCUGCAGCGAUAAAAAGCAAAAGAGGAAAAAUGAAUUCGCACCGGAAUGCCUUAAAGGUUCGAAUUUGCUUCCAGAGAACUUAGUUGGCUAUUUCCGUCACAUUAUUAAUCUACGACCAAACAGGAGCAAACAGAAUUCAAGUUGACUGUGUGAACCUCACGAGCGCUUCGAUUAAUUGCAUCAAAUUCUACCACUGGAGUUACACCCACGUCCUCAUAUGUAAUUCACAUCGGACGAACCAGCCACUGAGCCGUACUCAGCGAAUGUGUAGCUAAUUUGUAAUUCCAACUGAGGAUUUGUCAACACUCAAACGUAGCCAAAUGGGUGCGAUGGGGCAAAAUGAUUUCGACCACUUCGACCUGCAGGAUGUGGACAAUUCAUCUCGUUACGAAAACGUUUCGAUGUACGCCGGGUACAAUUACUACGGGGACUGGAACGAGAGCUAUGCACAGCAGUUCAGCGAGGACGAAUACUGCAUAAACAAGUACCAGAAUGAAUCUUACAUGAACGUGUCCUGUGAUACAAUCCUUGAAUAUAGCAUGCCGUUGUACGGAUACUGCACACCCAUUUUGCUGCUUAUCACCGUAACGGCGAACACAAUGAUAGUUUUGGUAUUAAGUAAACGAAAUAUGGCCACUCCCACGAAUUGUGUGCUAAUGGCAAUGGCUAUUUGCGAUAUGUUGACAGUGCUGUUUCCCGCGCCUGGUAUAUUCUACAUGUAUACCUUUGGAAAUCAUUACAAACCUUUGUCACCAAUCUAUGCCUGCUACGCCUACAUCGCUUUCAACGAGAUAGUGCCUGCUAUGUUUCACACGGCGUCGAUAUGGCUGACGUUGGCGUUAGCUGUGCAAAGAUAUAUUUACGUAUGCCACGCUCCAGUGGCGCGUACAUGGUGCACAAUGCCGCGUGUGAAACGAUGCAUCCUCUACAUAAGUAUUGCAGCCAUCUUGCACCAAAGCAGCAGAUUCUUCGAUCGCUCCUACACCUCCAUCCCGAUUGAAUGGCACGGUCGACCAGCUGAAGUGUGCAGCACCCGGACCGCUCCUUGGGUGGAUAAAUACAUCGGCGAGGACGUCUACUACGUCGUCUAUUUCUUAUUCCGAGUCCUUUUCGUGCAUCUGCUACCGUGCGCAUUCCUCGUCACUCUCAACAUUUUGCUUUUCAAGGCAAUGAAAAAAGCACAGGAAAAACGCGAGAAGCUGUUCCGUGAAAAUCGCAAGAAAGAGUCGAAGAAGUUGCGGGAUGCAAACUGCACAACCCUCAUGCUGAUUGUCGUCGUGACGGUCUUCCUGAUAGUGGAGAUUCCGAUUGCAGUCAUAACCGCGUUACAUAUCAUCUCUUCCGCCGUCAUUGAAUUCCUCGACUAUCGGGUUGCAAACUUAUUCAUAUUGUUCGCAAACUUCUUCCUCAUCGUUAGCUAUCCAAUAAAUUUUGCCAUCUACUGCGGCAUGUCGCGACAGUUCAGAGAAACUUUCAAGGAGAUUUUCCUGAAACAGGCUGUCGCAAAAAAGGAUGGUUCGUCAAAGUAUUCACUGGUCAACGGACCAAGGACGUGCACGAAUGAGACUGUUCUCUAGGUGGAACUGGAUGUUUUUUGUUUUUAAGGUUUUGUAUUGUUUUUACGAUUUUAUAGGGACAAGUAUUAAAUGAAUUCAUCCAAUCGAAUUGUAAAUACAAUUGAACUGUAAAUAUCGAAUGUAAUGCUAGAAGAUUAAUUUUAUGUAAGGAUAAUUUCGAAACAAUAAAAUAGUUUUAUUUCGUAAAAUAACGAAAGAUUCAGUGUAAAUGUCAAAUGGCCGUGCUAAAAUAUGUUAAGGUAAAAACUUGAUUUGUUGCUAAGUUGUAGAAAUAUUGUGUUUCAUUUAAAUUGGUAAGACAGAGCCCUAAUUGCCGAUUUAAAUGAACUUGCUAGGAAUUAAUUGAUUUCGUAAGUAGAUACGCAUUAGAAGUUAUUUUCCUCGUUACACUUCAAUAUUUUAUAUUUUACUUUAUAGUUAGACUGUUAUGGCGACUAUUACUGUUUAAGUCAGUUUACGCGCUUUCAAUACAUUUUAGUUAGGCAAUCACAAAUUUUUGAUAUUGAGUCCUUGCUUUGUUAUGUUUUUACAUAGCCUAUUUAUAUGUAAUAAAUGUGUUUAAAGUUUUGUUAAUCCCAUCUACCGUGGACGUUUAAGAUUAACUCAUUGGAUAAAAGGAUUUAAUAACGAAAUUGACUCUCUUUACGAUUUUCAGGCCCUUCGUAAGAUAACGUAGAAGAAUGCGGAGAAAUUUAAGGAAAACUAAGUUGAAUUUGUGAGAUAAAUGGAAAUGAGAAAAUGUUGCUGAGUAAAUUCAUAGUUUAAACUCUUUUCGACAAAAAAGAUUGUAGGUUAUGUUAUAUGGUUGAAUUAACAUUGUAGAAGAUUUUGUAAAAAGAUAUCAAAGAGGAAACUGAAUUUAAGAAAUAUAAAAUGAU